AUGUCAACUCAGACCCAGCCCUCAAUGGUGGGCAAUAACGGGCCCCUGGGACCUACGGAAGGUCAGAAAGACGUUAAUGGUACCAAUCCACCUAGAAGAAGAACAGCAAGAGACUAUCAAUUUGGCACUAGGAUCGGCGAGGGCUCUUACUCGACCGUCUAUUCUGCCAUGGAUCUCUACAACAACAAGACGUAUGCCAUAAAAGUUCUCCUGAAACGCCAUAUCGUGAAAGAAGACAAGAUAAAGUAUGUUAAUAUUGAGAAGUCGACGUUACACCGCUUGGGCCAACAGCAUCCAGGUAUUGUCCAGCUUUACUAUACAUUCCAGGACGAUGCCAGUCUCUUCUUCGUAUUGGAUUUCGCCGAAUACGGCGAGCUUCUUUCCAUCAUCAGCAAGUUUGGCUCCCUUUCAGAGCAAGUACUGAAGUUCUAUAUGAUUCAAAUAAUUGACGCUGUUAAAUUCAUUCACCUGAAGGGAGUCAUACAUAGAGACUUGAAGCCAGAGAAUAUCUUGGUUGGCUACGAUUUUAAUUUGAAGAUUACCGAUUUUGGUGCUGCAAAGCUACUUGGGGAAGUUGAAGACCCUCAGGGCGAAGCCAUUAAUUAUGACACAGUGCUGGAGAAACCGCAAAAGGAUAGGCGUGGAUCUUUUGUGGGUACGGCCGAAUAUGUUCCCCCUGAAUUACUUCAAUACAAUGAAUGUGGUUUCGAAAGUGAUGUUUGGGCCCUUGGAUGCAUCUUGUAUCAGUUUUUCAACGGGCUUCCUCCAUUUAAAGGUCCCACAGAGUACUUGACGUUCGAGAAAAUUAUCGGCGUCAACUAUACCUAUAGAAACCCUGUACCUCCAGGGGUCAAAGAAAUCGUUGAUCAGACUCUCAUUGCCGAGGCACAUCAGAGACUCACAAUUCUGCAGAUUCAAUCGAAGGCUUGGUUUGCUGGAGUACCGUGGGACGAUCGGAACUUCAUAUGGAAUCGAAAAGUGCCCAGGUUCGAGCCUUAUCACCCCGGUGCUCCACCAGCAUCGCAACAGAACUUCGGAACUCCAGCCAUGAAGUCAGGCCCAAUGAUGCAAAAACAGGCAGCUUCACCCGGGCAAAGACGCCCUAUGCCUCGAACGCAUAACUCUACCCCAUCUCAACCUGGUGGUAUCCCCGUUUUAGAGAACAAGAUGGCAGAGACACAGAUAUCGUCAGGACAUUCGUCUCCUCGCUCUCCACAGUACAAAGAUUUACGCUCUGGUACCGCAUUCGCCAGACCAUCAUCUCGACCUAGCUCUGCCUCUAGCAGCUCGCCUACUUCGCCCAAGUUGCCACAGGGAAAUGGUGCCUCGCUGGCUGCUAAGAGUGCUGCAAAUCUCUCUGCCAACAGAGCUACCAGCGCAAGCAAACCAAAACCACAAGCGGAACGUGCACGCACACCUGUUAAGAAACCAAUCGUCGAGAAGUCUCCGGAGCCGGCUCCAAAUACUGUUACUUUCAAGGAAAUCUCCUCCUUUUUGGAGCCAGAUGAGAAGGUUAUUAAACUUGAUACAAUCCUUAAGCUGCAAUUAAGUAACAAGCUUAUCGAUCGAAAGCCGGGUAGCAUCGAUGAUGAAACAAUCGAACGUCUUGUCGAUAGAUAUCAGGAUGUGCUCGAUAGAAAUAUGGUUCCCGUGGUUGCUUGCGUCAGUAACAAGGCCCGGAUCUUUUUGAUUUAUGAAAAUCUUGAAGUCAUGCUGGUUGAUCUCACUGCGAACCAGGGAGGAGAUUAUCUGAUGUAUGACUAUGAGUUUGAAAGUGUUUACGUUGACGACGAAGACACGAGUCCUUCCCAUGGUGAAGAGGUCUACGGGUAUCUUAUCCUUGAAUUGAUUAAAGAAGGCGGGGAUCUCGUGUUCCUUAAACGAGUUAAGGACGAUCAGAAAUUCAAGUAUGAGAAGUCUGCUCGUGUUGUUGAUAAAAAAGGCGAUGUGGUACGUAUUGGAGAGCACUUAGGUUGGAUUGAUUGCUUGAUCUGGGCCAAGGACUUGGUUAGCGAACAAGCUAAGCAGCCCAAAAAGACAAACAGCAAGAAAGCUGCAACCAAAACUGCUCCGAGAGCUUCCUCAAAAACACUCACCAAGAACGGCGCCAAAUCUGGUGGAUCGAGGUCGUCCUCCUCCUCUCAAAAGGCACCACCCAAGAAGUCCGGUAACGUAUUAGCAUACGCUGCAGCUGCCGCUGCUGGCAGAUAG
Messenger RNA from Candidozyma haemuli, 2211 nucleotides. RefSeq names its product protein kinase (gene PKH3). Gene Ontology annotation, molecular function: protein serine/threonine kinase activity; ATP binding. Bases 1 to 2211 code for a protein of 736 amino acids. The record is from RefSeq and is a predicted model, not a curated record. Gene Ontology annotation, biological process: intracellular signal transduction; peptidyl-serine phosphorylation. NCBI's taxonomy places the organism in Eukaryota, Fungi, Ascomycota, Pichiomycetes, Serinales, Metschnikowiaceae. The transcript is spliced from 2 exons.